AAGGAUACUUCUCUCUUCUCAUUUUCCGUUGCAUCACUAUUAAUACAAAGUAUUUGAAUUUCUGACAAGCAGCGCAGCAGAGUGUGUCAGCGCUGGAGGUGAAGAUGGGGCACACUUUGCUCUGUGUGCUGGCGUUAUUCUUGCUGAGCAUGCUCCUCUAUGGACAAGAUGAAGGGCAGAAUGAGGAAGAAGGAAGCCACGCUGAGGACUCUGAUGUAGAGGACGGACCAACAGGUGGUGAUGCAGUCCUGGAGAGUCCUGCAUUCACUGUGUUUGAAGGAGACUCAGUGACUAUGCGCUGCAAACAUCGUAAUCCAAGCAAUGACAUGAAAGCUGCCUUUUUCAAAGACAGAUUACCUCUUGUAAUUGACACAAACCAUCAGUCACGAGGAGCAAAAAUGACCAUUCAUUCAGUCUCCAAGUCAGAUGAGGGCACUUACACGUGUGAGUUUGGUGACGGGGCAGAAUCUGAGGCAAAAGAACUGAGAGUGGAAGCACGCAGACGUUUGGUCACACUGACAGCUGAAGAGACCACCAUACCAGUGAGGGGCCAUGUGACUCUGACCUGUGAUGUGGAGGGUGCUACUGGCUUGGAAUAUCUAUGGAUCAGAUAUACCUCGGACUCUUUAAAAAAACCUGUCGAUAUUAAAAAUAGUUAUCAAUAUGUCAUCUCACAUGGAGGCGAAUACACCUGCCAAGGAUGGAGAAGGGAACCAGAUUUCUUCACAUCUCAAAGUAAUGCAGUCAUCAUUCAGGAAACUGUUUCCAGCAAAGCCACUGUGACCCUUCAACCCAACUGGCCUCAGAUAUUCAGAGGUGAGAAGAUGACUCUGAGAUGUGAGAUCCAGGGAGGUGGAGACACUGGGUGGACAUAUGAAUGGAGCACAACCAGCCCAAACACACCUCCAGCUCAAAAAGAAUACACCAUUGACAGUGCUACUGAGAACCACAGGGGACAGUACAGAUGUAGAGGUAGAAGAGACUCCUAUUCCUCAACACAGUGGAGUGAUACCAUUGCACUGGAAGUCUUGUCAUCCAGACCACAGGCCAGACUGAGUGCUGACAAGAGAGACAUUCCUGUAGGGGGCAGUGUGACCCUGACCUGCUCUGUGAACCCAUCAUCAUCAUCAUCAUCAUCAUCAUCGUCUGGUUGGACAUACUUGUGGUACAGAGGAGAUAAAACCUCUGAACCUCUGGCCUCACAAGAUUAUGUCUUCCUCUCAGAUGGACAAAUCAGUGUCUCACAGGGAGGACUCUACUGGUGCAGAGGAGGAAGAGGGGACCCUGUUUACUACACAGAGUACAGCGGUUCAAUCCGUAUCAACAAAAUAAUUUCCAGCAAAGCCACUGUGACCCUUCAACCCAACUGGCCUCAGAUAUUCAGUGGUGAGAAGAUGACUCUGAGAUGUGAGAUCCAGGGAGGUGGAGACACUGGGUGGACAUAUGAAUGGAGUACAACCAGCCCAAACACACCUCCAGCUCAAAAAGAAUACACCAUUGACAGUGCUACUGAGAACCACAGGGGACAAUACAACUGUAGAGGUAGAAGAGACUCCUAUUCCUCAACACAGUGGAGUGAUACCAUUGCACUGGAAGUCUUGUCAUCCAGACCACAGGCCAGACUGACUGCUGACAAGAGAGACAUUCCUGUAGGGGGCAGUGUGACCCUGACCUGCUCUGUGAACCCAUCAUCAUCAUCAUCAUCAUCAUCUGGUUGGAAAUACUUGUGGUACAGAGGAGAUAAAACCUCUGAACCUCUGGCCUCACAAGAUUAUGUCUUCCUCUCAGAUGGACAAAUCAGUGUCUCACAGGGAGGACUCUACUGGUGCAGAGGAGGAAGAGGGGACCCUGUUUACUACACAGAGUACAGCGGUUUUUCCAACAAAGCCACUGUGACCCUUCAACCCAACUGGCCUCAGAUAUUCAGUGGUGAGAAGAUGACUCUGAGAUGUGAGAUCCAGGGAGGUGGAGACACUGGGUGGACAUAUGAAUGGAGAACAACCAGCCGAUACACACGUCCAGCAGGAAAAGAUUACAUUAUUAGCAGUGCUGCUGGGUAUCACAGUGGAGAAUACAGAUGUAUGGGUAGAAGAGACGCCUAUUCUUUUACACAGUGGAGUGAUGUCAUCACAUUAAAAGUCUUGUCAUACAGACCAUGGGCCAGACUGACUGCUGACAACAGAGACAUUCCUGUAGGGGGCAGUGUGACCCUGAUCUGCUCUGUGAACCCAUCAUCAUCAUCAUCAUCAUCAUCAUCUGAUUGGAAAUACUUCUGGUACAGAGGAGAGAAAACCUCUGAACCUCUGACCACACAGGAUGUUGUCGUCCUCUCAGAUGGACAAAUACGUGUCUCACAGGGAGGACUCUACUGGUGCAGAGGAGGAAGAGGGGACCCUGUUUACUACACAGAGAACAGUGAUUCAAUCCUUAUCAACAAAAUACUCACAAACAGGCCUGUAGUGACUCUGCAUCCAAACUGGCCUGAGAUAUGCUUUGGAGAGAUGAUCACACUGACAUGUGAAAUAAAGAACAGAGGAGACAAUGAGUGGGAGUAUGAGUGGAUACCCAGCUCAAACACACUUCGAAAACAAAGCGAAUACAUGAUUGGAUAUGCAUCGACAUCAGACAGAGGAGACUACAAGUGCAGGGGCAGAGUGAGAGGUGAAAUGUCUUCAACAGAGUGGAGUGAUGCUUUCAGAUUGAGUGUAUCUUCCAAACCUCGGCCUGUCCUCACUGUGUCUCCAUUAUGGCUGAGUCCUGGAGCCUCAGUAACUCUGAACUGCAGUGUUGAACAUCCAUCUGCAGGAUGGAGGUUCUUCUGGUAUAAGGCUGUUCCCAAACUGUCAGACAACUCCUACAGCUAUGAGCUGAUACCUGGCAGCAUCCAUGGGACUGAACAGGAUUCCUACAUUGUUGAUGGACAGACACACACAGCAGGAUAUGUGUGCAGAGCUGGAAGAGGAGAUCCAGUGUAUUAUACUCAUUACAGUGGACCUAAGUUUGUCUGGUCUGGAGAUGUUCAUUCAUCUGCGUCUCUCACGGUGAGUCCAGACAGAGUUCAACACUUCACCACUGACUCUGUCUCACUGAACUGUGAAGGAAACUCUACUGAGUGGAGAGUGAAGAAGUUAACUGAAUCUGGCAACAUAUUAUUCUGCCAAAACUGGGGGACAAUGACUGGCUCCACAUGCAGCAUAAAGCGUUACCAGCCCAGUAAUGCAGUGUACUGGUGUGAGUCUGGAUCAGGAGAGUUCAGCAACGCAGUCAACAUCACUAUAUCAAGUAAAGAUAUUAUCCUGGUGAGCCCUGUCCGUCCUGUGACCGAGGGAGAUUCUGUUAGUCUUAGCUGCAGAAUAAAAAGAAAAACAUUUGCUUCCAAGGUGUUUUUCUAUCGAAAUGACAAACUCAUUCAAAAUGACACCAGAAGGGAGCUAAAUAUCUCUGCAGUGUCAAAGUCAGAUGAAGGCUUUUACAAGUGUGAAUACUCACAAAAAGUGUCAGCACAGAGUUGGAUGUCAGUUAAAGGAGUCUCCAGGCCUGAAAGCUCCUCAUUUCCUGUACCGGUGAUUAUUGGGCUGGUUUUUGGAAUUGUACUUGUUAUUCUUCUGCUCCUUUUGUAUUGCUACAGACGGUCCAAAGAUUCAUGCUUUAUCAGGCCAGUCCAGUCUGAGAGCACCAAUCGGGGCUCUGCUACAGGUCACAUGGUCAACCAGAAUGAGGCUCAACAGAAUGAAGAUCCCUCUCCUUUCCGUGCUGAAUCCCAGGAUGUCACCUAUUCAUCGAUUGAACUUAAAAACUUUGGAAGGAAGGGGAAACACCAUGAACCAGAGGAGAGUUGUCUUUACUCUGAUGUGAAUAUAGGAACUGCAGAUGACAAUGUGACGUAUGCCCAAGUCACCCAGCACAACAAAGGUAAAGCCAAGAAAAACAAAGGAAAAUCAACUGCCCCAGCAACUGAUGAAGCUGUUUAUUCUGAAGUUAAACCAGGAACCGCUCUUGGUCUGUCCCUGAGUCUACUUCUCUACUGUGGACAUGCUCAAGAUGCUGUGCUGACCAUUGAACCAAACUGGUCCACUUUAUUUACCGGAGAGUCUGUUACCUUCAUAUGUGACAUGAGGGUGGGAGAAGACACCGACUGGUAUUACACAAUCAAGAGGGAUCGUCAAGAAUUUAUCCGCUACAGCUCAGAUAAGAGAUAUACAUCACAGUCUCUAUCUACAGGCCACAGUGGUGAAUACCAGUGCAUUGGUGAUCACAAGCACUCAGCAUAUUCAAGAAAACAAAGUAAUAAAGUCUCUCUAACUGUAUCAGACAAAGAUGUGAUCCUGGAAAGUCCUGCAUCCACUGUGUUUGAAGGAGAAUCAGUGACCCUGCGCUGUCGACAUCGUACUCAGACAAAGGAGAAGAAUGCUGUUUUCUACAAAGACGGAUCACCUAUUGAAAGAGACACAAACCAUCAGUCAGCGAUGUCUUCAGAAAACACAGUUCAAGUCAUUUCAGAUGGGAGCUCUUACAUGUGUAAAUUUGAGGACGAAGAAUCUGAACCAGUAAAACUCAAAAUGGAACCACAACCAAAGGCCAGACUGAGCAGACACUUUCCAUCAGGGGGCAGUGUGACGCUGACCUGCUCUGUGAGCCCAUCAUCAUCAUCAUCAUCAUCAUCAUCAUCAUCAUCAUCUGGUUGGAAAUACUUCUGGUACAGAGGCAAUAAAGCCUCUGAACCUCUGACCACACAAGAUGUUGUCUUCCUCUCAAAUGAAACAAUCAGUGUCUCACAGGGAGGACUCUACUGGUGCAGAGGAGGAAGAGGAGAUCCACUUUACUACACAGAGUACAGUGAUCCAGUCGUUACAAACAGAGCUGUUGUGACCCUGCGACCCAACUGGCCUGAGAUAUACUAUCUGGAGACGAUCACACUGACAUGUGAAAUUGAGGAUGGAGGAGACGCUGAGUGGGAGUAUGAGUGGACGACACUCAGCUCAUACAGACCUGAAAAACAAAAGGAAAACAUGAUUAGAAAUGUGUUGUCAUCACACAGUGGAGACUACAGGUGUAUGGGCACACUGAAACAUGAAAAGUCUUCAACAGAGUGGAGUGAUGCUUUCGCAUUGAGAGUAUCUGAUUAUAUACCUCAGCCUGUCCUCACUGUGUCUCCAUUAUGGCUGAGUCCUGGAGCCUCAGUAACUCUGAGCUGCAGUGUUGAACAUCCAUCUGCAGGAUGGAGGUUCUUCUGGUAUAAGGCUGUUCCCAAACUGUCAGACGACUCCUACAGCUAUGAGCUGAUACCUGGCAGCAUCCAUGGGACUGAACAGGAUUCCUACAUUGUUGAUGGACAGACACACACAGCAGGAUAUGUGUGCAGAGCUGGAAGAGGAGAUCCAGUGUAUUAUACUCAUUACAGUGGACCUAAGUUUGUCUGGUCUGGAGAUUCUCAUUCAGCAGCGUCUCUCACAGUGAUUCCUGACAGAAUGCAACACUUCAGCAGAGAGCCUGUGUCACUGAGCUGUGAGGGAAACUCUACUGAGUGGAGAGUGAGCAGGUUUUCUGUAGAUGGCUACCUUGGACACUGUUCUUCUUCCUCUUCUUACUGGGGGACCAUGACUGGAUCCAGAUGCAACAUGGACCGUUACUGGCAGAGUGGAGUCUUCUGGUGUGAGUCUGAAACAGGACAGUUCAGCAAUGCAGUCAACAUCACUAUACAGUAUAAACCUCAGCCUGUCCUCACUGUGUCUCCAUUAUGGCUGAGUCCUGGAGCCUCAGUAACUCUGAGCUGCAGUGUUAAACAUCCAUCUGCAGGAUGGAGGUUCUUCUGGUAUAAGGCUGUUCCCAAACUGUCAGACAGCUCCUACAGCUAUGAGCUGAUACCUGGCAGCAUCAAUGGGACUGAACAGGAUUCCUACAUUGUUGAUGGACAGACACACACAGCAGGAUAUGUGUGCAGAGCUGGAAGAGGAGAUCCAGUGUAUUAUACUCAUUACAGUCGACCUAAGUUUGUCUGGUCUGGAGAUUCUCAUUCAGCAGCGUCUCUCACAGUGAGUCCUGACAGAAUGCAACACUUCAGCAGAGAGCCUGUGUCACUGAGCUGUGAGGGAAACUCUGCUGAGUGGAGAGUGAGCAGGUUUUCUGUAGAUGGCUACCCGAGACACUGUUCUUCUUCCUCUUCUUCUUCCUGGGGGACCAUGACUGGAUCCAGAUGCAACAUGGACCGUGACUGGCAGAGUGGAGUCUACUGGUGUGAGUCUGAAACAGGACAGUUCAGCAAUGCAGUCAACAUCACUAUACAGUAUAUACCUCAGCCUGUCCUCACUGUGUCUCCAUUAUGGCUGAGUCCUGGAGCCUCAGUAACUCUGAACUGCAGUGUUGAACAUCCAUCUGCAGGAUGGAGGUUCUUCUGGUAUAAGGCUGUUCCCAAACUGUCAGACGACUCCUACAGCUAUGAGCUGAUACCUGGCAGCAUCCAUGGGACUGAACAGGAUUCCUACAUUGUUGAUGGACAGACACACACAGCAGGAUAUGUGUGCAGAGCUGGAAGAGGAGAUCCAGUGUAUUAUACUCAUUACAGUAGACCUAAGUUUGUCUGGUCUGGAGAUUCUCAUUCAGCAGCGUCUCUCACAGUGAGUCCUGACAGAAUGCAACACUUCAGCAGAGAGCCUGUGUCACUGAGCUGUGAGGGAAACUCUGCUGAGUGGAGAGUGAGCAGGUUUUCUGUAGAUGGCUACCCGAGACACUGUUCUUCUUCCUCUUCUUCUUCCUGGGGGACCAUGACUGGAUCCAGAUGCAACAUGGACCGUGACUGGCAGAGUGGAGUCUACUGGUGUGAGUCUGAAACAGGACAGUUCAGCAAUGCAGUCAACAUCAUUAUACAGUAUAUACCUCGGCCUGUCCUCACUGUGUCUCCAUUAUGGCUGAGUCCUGGAGCCUCAGUAACUCUGAACUGCAGUUUUGAACAUCCAUCUGCAGGAUGGAGGUUCUUCUGGUAUAAGGCUGUUCCCAAACUGUCAGACAACUCCUACAGCUAUGAGCUGAUACCUGGCAGCAUCCAUGGGACUGAACAGGAUUCCUACAUUGUUGAUGGACAGACACACACAGCAGGAUAUGUGUGCAGAGCUGGAAGAGGAGAUCCAGUGUAUUAUACUCAUUACAGUGGACCUAAGUUUGUCUGGUCUGGAGAUGUUCAAUCAGCAGCGUCUCUCACAGUGAGUCCUCACAGAGUGCAACACUUCGCAGAUGACUCUGUCUUACUGAGCUGUGAGGGAAACUCUACUGAGUGGCAUGUGAAGGGGUUUUUUGAGGACGGCUACUUGCCAUACUUGCCAUACUGCCCUUCCAGGGGGACAAUGACUGGAUUCACAUGCUAUAUAGACCCUAACCAUCUCUUGGGCCGUACUGCUGUGUACUGGUGUGAGUCUGGAUCAGGGGAGUUCAGCAAUGGCGUCAACAUCACAGCAAAUUAUGAUGUUAUCCUGGUGAGCCCUGUUCAUCCUGUGACUGAGGGAGAUUCUGUUACACUUGGCUGCAAGCUAAGGACGGAAGAAUUACUUUCCAAUGUCGCUUUCUACAAAAAUGAUGAACUGAUUCAAAAUAAUGACAGAGUGGACCUGAAUAUCUCUGCAGUCUCAAAGUCAGACGAAGGCUUCUACAGCUGUAAAUACUCAGGAAAAGUGUCACGACAGAGUUGGAUGUCAGUAAAAUCAUCUGGUUCUCCAUUUCCUGUGCUGUUCAUUGCCGGGCUGGUUUGUGGAAUCACACUGAUUGCUCUCCUGCCACUGCUACUAUUGUGUUGGUGCAAAAAGUCAGAAGAUACAUGUUGUUGCAGGCUCAUGCAGUCUCAGAGAACCAAUCAGAGCUCUGCUACAGUCGAAACUGUCUACCAAGCUGGAAAUCAACAGCAGCUAUACUCCUCUCUUCUCCAUGGUGACAUGUGUGUCUAUGAAACAGUUGGCUCUGGAAACACUGGUGGUGGUGGAAUACAGGACGAUGCAGUGGAGAGCUCUGACUACCAUAAUGUGAAUCCAGAUUCAAUUGCAGGUCCAUAAAAAGAAGUGCAUCAUCAGCAAAAAAUCAAGAACCAUGGACAACGAAAUGAUAGACAACAAGGUUCCAGAUAUUUGGAGUCAGUACGAGUAUUUUUUUACAACUACUCACUUGUGUGCAACCAGUUGUUUUAAUUAUGGUAGUUUAAUUUAUUAAAAUGCUUUUCAGUCUUUCUGUAAUUUAUGUUCAUGGUUCAACCUCCAUUUUACAGGAAUUCUCAUGUAAAUCAGCAUCAUAUCAGUUUGCUGCUGUAGACUGCAGCUACACAGGCUACAGAAAUUGUGUCUGACUAUAAGGUUAAUAUUUUCAGAGGAAAAGAAAACAAGACAACAGCUUUCAUCAAAGAUCAGUCAGAUAUAGUCAGGGCUUCAUAUCUGUACAGAUGUUAUUUUAAGAAUCCUCACAUCCCACUGACUGAUCCCAAGUCUUUGUGAUGCUAAAUACAUUAAUAAUUAAAAUAGUCCAAUGUUUAUAUACUGUAGACUACGUAUAGUUUAUGAAACAGUUAAAGUGGCCAAAAAUGUGAAUAUUUGUGUUGCAGGAUGAUUUAAGGUGUGCCCCUAAAUUUUCUGCUUACAGUGCUCCGACUAAAAAAAAAAAAGUUAGUUUGGAGCCCUGUACAACAUUCAUGUUUUGCUUUUGUAUUUAUACUUAUUUUGUAUACUAUUAUUGCUAUAAUGUAGUAAUUAUGUAGGUUAGAUAGCUUAGAAAAACAUAUGUGUCAUUCUAUGUUAGUAACGGAGUUUGGCAGCAUGGCUUUUAUGUAUAACUUGUCUAUGCAGUUAAAUGUUUAUAUGCAUGAUUUGUAUUCAUUUGUUGUUUUUGUAUAAAGGUAGAUUGGUUUUUCUCCUUGUAGUAGUCAUCAGUUGUUUACUAUAUUCACCAUUGUAGUGCUGACAUUUAACAUCUGAAUAAAAGCCCAUAAGUAUUGUAAUAUUUUAAUCAAACCAAACCAAAAUGUGUUUACUUAUUUUUGUUAAGGUGGACAUAUUUUUAAAUAAAGCAGUGAGGUAAAACAUUUUGGUCAUUAUGAUACAUAUCAUUUAAAUGACAAAAUUAUAUACUCAAGACCGUUUACCUGAAUUUCACAUGUGCCUGACUGAUAAAAAGAGACAUCCAGACACUUCAGAAUGUGGUAAGAUAGUCACAUUUUUAUCAUAAUAAAUGCACCAGGCCCGAUAAAGAAUGCUAUGAACAGAUUUAUUUGCCAAUUGGAA
Messenger RNA from Epinephelus fuscoguttatus (brown-marbled grouper), 9251 nucleotides. RefSeq lists its product as uncharacterized. The record is from RefSeq and is a predicted model, not a curated record. Gene Ontology annotation, molecular function: transmembrane signaling receptor activity. Gene Ontology annotation, biological process: cell surface receptor signaling pathway. NCBI's taxonomy places the organism in Eukaryota, Metazoa, Chordata, Actinopteri, Perciformes, Serranidae. Bases 105 to 8036 code for a protein of 2643 amino acids. The transcript has 46 exons.